This is a messenger RNA of Diospyros lotus (date-plum), 2354 nucleotides long. RefSeq lists its product as uncharacterized. Bases 176 to 2053 code for a protein of 625 amino acids. The record is from RefSeq and is a predicted model, not a curated record. Lineage: Eukaryota; Viridiplantae; Streptophyta; Magnoliopsida; Ericales; Ebenaceae. The transcript has 17 exons.
CGCAGCGUUCAUUUUUACUUCAUUCGCCGGCUUAUAUGAAGAAAGAGCUAGCUUCCUGGUUGGCUAGUGACCGUAGAGAAUUCAGAUGGAGGGUCCUUCCCAAACGAGGUAAACUAGGGUUUACCUUUCGAUCGAGUGCUUGAAAGUCACAUAGUCGCUUAAUUUCUCGAGAAGAAUGGGUGAUGCGCCGUCUCUGUUCACUUUAAGCUUCAAUGCACUUAAGAUAGAAGUUAUCUAUGGGGAUGAUCUUACUCAGGAUAUGUGCGAACUCCCGCCUGAUUUGUUGGAUAGCUUGCUGGCAUCUCUGCCUCCUUUGGCUUUGCUGAAGCUGCACGAGCACAUAUCUUCAUUAUGCAGGUCAUUUAAGAAUGGAGAUGAUGGUCAAAUUGCAAAUAGUUGCAUCAGAAAUGAGAGAAAACGCAAAAGAAAUUUGAACUUUGAUUUGGUAUGGAGAACAUUUUACGAGUCACGUUGGCCCGGUCUGACCAGAAAGAACCAAGCAGUACCUUGGCUGGCAAAACAAGGUUUAGAAGAGCAUCAGCCGAUGGAUGACUGGCAACAGGUGUACUGGGAAACACAUUUGCAGAAUUGCCUGGAUGAAGCAGCAGAGAUAGCUUUGCUCCCUUCUUUUGAUGGUUGCAUAAGCGAAGUAAGAGUUUCAGAUGCUAUACUAAAGCCCAUUGGUUAUGAGGGGCAUGCCAAUCAUUCAAGAUGUGAUUACUCGAAGUUGUCUUAUCAUUGCCAACGAUUUGGUAGCUAUGCAAGAUGUCUGAGACUUCAAAAUGUUCUUUGCAAUGCUGAAAUCUGUCAUUUGUUAAAUUCCAGUAAAUUGCAACGCUUGGAAUUGCGAUGGAUUAAGUCUAGAGUGCUAGUUGAAGGGUUAUGCCAACUUCUGAAGCAGAAAAGAGAAACGUUAAAAUCACUUGAAUUUGUUCACUGCAAGCUUUCUUCAACUUUUUUUAAUGCAAUUUGUGAUUCUCUGUGCAUGAAAUGUCUCCCAACCCAUGAAAUAGAAGACUUCUCAAUCAAAACAUCAAGCUUUCUUGAAACCAACCCAUUUUCAUUGCCUGUUGGACUAGCAACUUUCUUAACAUCAGGAAGGCAUUUGUCUUCAUUAAGCUUCUGUGACAUCCAGAUCGGCCAGAAUUUUGCAAGAAUGGUUUUCAGCACCCUCCUUGAUGCUGCAUCUGGUACAUCCACGCUUGAUCACUCCAAAAACAAUAUUGCUGGCUGCCUUUCUUAUUUCAGAUGGAAAUCCUUGAGUUCCUCUUUGUUGUCUUCAGGACUGGAAAAGUCAUUACAGUCAUUACAUGUGCUCUGUCUAAGGGGUAAUAAUAUACAAAAAUACGAUGUAGAGAGUCUGAAGCAUGCUCUGGCUCAUAUACCUAACCUGGAGGCUCUUGACAUAAGUGACAAUGCUCUUGAGGAUGACGGAAUCAAGAGUUUAAUAUCCUACUUUAUUGAGAUAUCCAGAAGGCACUCCCACUUCAGUGAUCUGAAAGUGGAAAAUUGCGAGCUUUCAUGUAAUGGAGUGAGUGACCUUCUAGAUGCUCUGUCUACCUUAACAGGGCCACUGGAUUCUCUAUCCAUUGGAGGAAAUGACCUUGGGAGCAAAGUUGGAGCACCUUUGGGAAAAUUUUUAGGUACAGGUAUUCGAGCACUGGUUAUUGAGGAUAUUGGGCUUGGUUCAUCUGGCUUUCUGGAUCUGCAGAAAGAAAUAAGAGAGAAUUUAAAGCUGGCCUGCAUCAAUAUGAGCAAAAACCGAGGAGGGAUUGAAACUGCAAAGUUUUUGGCAACCCUCAUUACAUGGGCUCCAGACCUUGUUGCAGUUAAUGCGGGCUAUAAUUUUAUGCCUUUUGAGUCCUUGCUACCUGUAUGCUCUGCCCUGAAAGUUGCAAAAGGGAAACUUGAGCAUGUGGACUUGACUGGAAAUAAUUGGAGUGACCAAUCAGAUGUUGCUUCUAUGCUGGCUGAAUUUCAGUUCAAUGGGAAACCCAUUUUUGUGCUUCCAUCAUUCCAUUCUUCAAAUGCACCAUAUGAUGAUGAUCCUUAGUUCUUUCAUAUGUUCAAUGCUUUUGAACCAUGGUUAUGCUGCAGGAUGCCCGUUGCUGAAGCACUGUAGAGCAACAAAGUUUGUUCGACAGAUUUCCUCUAUCAUGCUUAUAUCAGUAAUGUCCUUUUUUACCUUUUGUAACUUGGACAGUUCAGAUAACCUAUCACUUGGAAGUAAUGGCAGUGCUUUGGCUUUUGUAUAACUUAGAAUUUUCUAUAAUAUGGAUGUAACUGGAACUAUCCAUUUGAUGCAGUAAUUCUUAUGAUCAUAGUGCAAUCUAAAUGCGUGGUGCUCUUACUCA